Molecule: messenger RNA, 14309 nt
Organism: Coregonus sp. 'balchen'
Lineage: Eukaryota; Metazoa; Chordata; Actinopteri; Salmoniformes; Salmonidae
Source: the annotation of a GenBank genome assembly
AUGGCCCUUCUCCAGCCCCCAGCCCCUCUGCUGAUCUUGGCACCAGGUGGACAGGAUAUCCAGUCCUCCACCGGAGGUCCAGCUAUAGCCGCAAACUGGCUCAUCUCACUGGGUCUCUCUCACUCUCUCGCUCUGGCUCCAACCUCUCUCUUUUCUCUCUUUUCUCUCUCUACCCCUCUCUGCACAGCCCCAGUGCCUUCAAAAAUAACUGCCUCUCUGUCUGUUUGCCUGCUCUGUCCUGAAGCCUGGAAGUAGAAUCUUUCUUCCUCUCUUGUGCUAAAAGACGGACAUUGGCAAUGGGAUUUCUUCACUCGGGGACAGGUGACAAUGACAAAGUGCUGUUUUUCAGAGAACAUGCAUCUUUCACUGUCUGCCCUUAAGAAGCAGCAUCACUAGCCUGGUCUUUCACUGGAAAUAUCAGAGUAAUUUUGUCUGUGUAGAAUACAGAGUAGUGACAGGGAGGGAAAGUCCUGUCUGCAUCGCACAGAUCUGCCAUUAUUUAUUGACCAUGAAUCUCUGGGAGCCUGUCUCGGGCAUAGUGUCUGGUAGGAGGGACACAGAGGGGAGGUUGGAUUUAAGGUAGACACAAUGUACCCAGACAAGGGCCCAGCUCACCUGGGAAAUACCACUCUUAUCUCCACACUGAUGGAAAUGCAUGGCCAUUUAGAGCAAGGGGGGGCAAAGUACGGCCAUAUCCGGCCCACCGGGCACUUCAAUCCGGCCCACGAGACAUUUUUUAAAUGUAUUAAAUAUUAUUAUAUUUGAGUUACGAUUUGUGGACUAAAAUUACUCAUUACAUGAUAUACAAACAACCUCCAAUAGAUGGCGCUGUAGCCUGGCAGCGCGCUCUGUAUUUGGGCCUACAGUCAGAUUCAGAAUGCUCUGUCAUCAUAGCCACUUCAUUGCUUGACGACUUUUGACGUGAAAAAUGAGUGCUGCGAAAAUGCGAAAAAUUGGACUCGAAUGUCGUGUGUUUAAAGAAGAAUGGACAGCAAAAUACUUUUGAAAGAGUGUAUGGUGGAGACUGCUGGUAUACUUUGUCCUGAGAGUAAAAGCCAAUUUGAGAAAAUUCGCUUAUCAUGCAGAACCAUCACCAGGCGCGUGGAAGUGAUAGGUGAGGAGUUAAUCUCUGAGUUGAAGAAAAAAGCAGAUGGCUUCAACUUUUUUCUAUAGCACUGGAUGAGAGUACUGACAUCAGAGACACCGCUCAACUUUUAAUUUUUGUCCGAGGAAUAAAUGAGAACUUUUAAAUAACAGAGGAACUUCUUGCGAUGGAAUAAAUGAUGGAAAUAACCAGGGGCUCUGACUUAUAUGACAGGGUGUCUGCCUGCUUGGAAAAAAGGAAUCUGCCGUGGAGCAAACUGACAAACGUCACAACAGAUGGAUCACCAAAUCUAACCUGUAAAAACAUUGGCCUACUAAAAAGAUUACAAGACAAAGUAAAAGAAGAAAGCCCUAACUUGGAGGAAUUUAUAUUUCUUCACUGUAUUAUUAAUCAGGAAGCCCUGUGUAAAAGUGUGUUAAAGCUGGAAAAUUUUGUCAAAGUGGUUGUAAAAUUUGUCAACUUAUAUGGGCAAGUGGGCUUAACCAUUGUCAGUUCAUUCAGCUGUUCAAUGACACAGAGGCAGAGCACCAGGACGUGUUGUACCAUUCAAAUGUGCGCUGGCUAAACCUGGGAAAAGUAUUUUGCCGUGUGUGGAAACUGAGAUGGGUGAUAGGUAUGUUCCUUGAUACGGUUGGUAAAGCUGACGACUUCUCCGAGUUGAAAGACAUAGACUGGCUGGGCGACUUUGGUUUCGGUGUGGACAUAUUAGGGCAUCUGAACGAUCUAAAUGUGAAACUGCAGGGAAAUUGUGUUUUUGUGCAUGAACUGUAAUCCAAACUUAUGUUGUUCUCCAGACAAAUGAGCAGCCGGUCUCUCGCUCAUUUUCCGACACUGGCCGCAAUGAAGGCGCCCACAUCGCAGUGCCGCACUGAGACAUACAGUAGCACUUUGAUCGACCUGCAUGCUGAGUUUUCCCACCGCUUCUCAGACUUCACCAAGAUUGAGACUGAGCUGGAGCUUGUAUCAUGCCCGUCUUUCGGCAGUGAGAAAGCACCACCAGACACAUAAUUGGAGCUCAUCGACAUCCAAUGUGACAGAGCUUUGAAGGAGAAGUACAAAACAGCAACAAUAGACCAGUUCUAUGGCUCACUGAAUGAAACAAAGUUUCCAAACAUUAAAAAGAACACCCAAAGGAUGCUUGUUUUAUUCGGGCCACAUAUGUGUGUGAACAAAUGUUCUCAGUCAUGAAUUACAACAAAUCCCAUCACAGGUCAAAUUUAACAAAUUACCACUUGUCAGCUGUUCUGAGAAUCUCUACAUCAAAGAUGACACCAGACUUUGAUGCCCUUGCCAAGAGAGGUGACCAGACCCAUUGUUCACAUUAAGACUCAAAUAAACGUGACUGGGGUAGGCAAGGAUUAUGCUUUUUCAUGGUGAUGGUUAUGCAGUGAUAAUUAUCCAGCAAUGCACUUGGAUACAGGUAAUAACUAAUCAGUCAGAUUUGGGCUGAGUUGAAUGGAUAACUGUAAAUAUGGCUCACAAUGGAGAUGAGAAUUGUUCCUUAAUAUGCUUUCAAGAACAGACCAUUCCAAAUUAAACAGAUGCUCUUACCAUAUGUUUCACUCAAAUUUUGCAUGUCUCCAGUCAUACAAUAUAUAUAUAUUUUAAGUUUGCAUAUUGCGACUAAGUUUGAUUGUACUUUACAAGGGUAGAGAUGCAGGAUCUGUGUGUGUGUUUGACUGUGUUUGUGAUGUUAUAAAUUAUAUCAAUUUUGUGGAAAAUGUGUGAACAAUGUGUUCACAAAAAACAAGGGUAGAGAUGGUACAAGGGUAGAAUUGUUCUGCAAGCAUAUGUACACCUACAGUACACUAGUAGUUGCGUGUCAAUGUGAAAACGAAUAAAGGCUUCACAUGUUUUGUCACACAUUUAGUAUGUGGCCCUUCACUUGGUUUCAAAAACUCAAUGUGGCCCUUGAGCCAAAAGGUUUGCCCACCCCUGAUUUAGAGGGAGGGGGAUCACUGGAGCCUACUGUCAUAUCACUGGGGAAUGGAUGGCAGUGUGAAUGAAUGACUGACAUAGGGGUCAUGAGAUGUAAAGGUGAUAUUACGGAUCCGACCCGCACCCCGUUACCACCUACUUCAUCCCUGUCAGAAGAGUGAGAAAAAUAAAAACCCAGUAGCGUAUGAAUAUUGUCAUGGAAAUCAGAUGAAGCCAUCAUCAUCAUCCCGCAAGCAAUCAUCUUUUGAGCUGUGAAUGAGGAGGGAUGAGGAGGAGGUCUGUGGCCUCCAGAUGGUGUGGAUACAGCCCCACUGAAGCCCUCUGAGAGCCACAAGAUGAGGUCACACAGCCAGCCAGCAUGAAGGUGGCUGGAAUACAACACAACAGAACAGUCUGCUCCAAGAAGGAUGAGGCACACUGAACACAGAGAUCUGGCUGGGAAAUAUCUUUAUAUCUCUAAUUAAAGAGAUCAUAAAAAGUGGAAUCAACAUUAUAGUUUGAGUUCUAUGGCUUCAACAUACUGCUCAGCUCUAAAAACUGCCAAAUACAGACCGUACUUGUUUGUGAAGCUAAGUAAAUAUGGCCAUGUGUUGAGUGGUGCCACAAGGCAAACACAAGCGCUGUGUCAUUCUAGAGCACUGAUUUCUCACACUGUUGUUUGAGUUUAGAUGAAACUUUUGUUGGUCAAUUCAACAAAUGCUCAGACAAACAUUGUCACAAAUCAGUAGUAUGUGUGUGUGGAUGUGUAAUAUUGUGUUAUUUGUGCCUGAUUGGAACGGUGCCCUCUGCUGACUCAGAUAGAGUAUAACACCAAGUAGAAAGCACUUCUCAGCGACUUUCACAGUCCAGUCUGUCACAGAGUAGGAGGGGUAGGCAACUAUAUUCAGCCUCUGGCCCAUUCUUUUUUUGUAAUAUCUGUUUUUAAACAAAAACAUACAUAGACAAAAACAAUAGACCACUUAACAUUUACAUACAUUUCCACAAAUAUUAAUGAAAUCACAGGUGCUCAGACCCACAUGUUCCCACUGUAUCCACACCCAAUGUUGUUUCUAAUGCUUGUAAGAAUCUGGCCCCAUAUGAUUUCAAAUUGUGUUAUGUUGUUUCUGUCUGUAGACAGAUUUUUUCAAUAUUUAAAUAAUGUCGGAGCGGAUGGUCAGGGGGCGGAACAUAAUUAUAAUUUGUACACUGCAAAUUGACUACAACUAAGCCCAAUAAGAGAUUGUAUUUGAAAAUAACAAUCAUUUCAUACUUUGAUUACAUUGAGACACGAUCACAUAUGUCUUUUUUUAAUUUGAGGGAAUACUUGGGAACAGACUUCCUAAAUUAAACUCAUUUUUAUCUGAAUUCCUGUCAAUUUUACAGUUUUUUUUUUAACCUAAUAUUGAUGUAAUUUUUUUACGAAAGACUUUUGGGAGGGGCAAAAACAAUCACUUGCAAGCCAGUUUUGUCCCACGGGCCGCCUGUUGCCAACCCCUGCCAUAGAGGUUUGAAGAGAACUAAUACAUUUGAAUACAUGUCCUUCUCUGAUUUGCAUUUCAUGACAUUCUGCUUUGUCUCUGCAUUCCACCCCCUCCUCUCCGCCUCUCUCUGGUGUCAGGUCUAACUGGCUGAAGCCGUGCUGUGGGCGGAGGGCAGCCCCAUGGCAGGUGUGCCUGCUGAGCGCAGGCUUUAACUGUUUCCUGGUGGCCUGUGUCAUCCUGGUGGUGGUGCUGCUGUGUCUGGAGCUGCUCAUCGACACCAAGCUCCUGCAGUGUGAGUGACCCUGGACCUGUCUCUGUAUUAGAACCUGGAUCUUCUGGACUUGUUUUCAUGUAAUGACAAUUUGAAAGGGCUAGCUUGUGAUACACUUCUGCAACUUAAACUGGCACAAAAAUUGUGAUUUGACCCCUAGUGAAGUUAAGACAUACAAAACAGCCGUGGUAAAGUAUGUUGGAAUAUACAAUAAUGCACAUCUGCUGUUAUGGAUGUAGCUAAUAUUGGCCCUAGGCCUGUUGUAUAAUACAUUACCUAUGAUAAUGCUGUGACAGUGACAGGUCCAGGACCUGGGGCUGUGAUCUCUCCUCUCUAUGAUAUCAGCCUCAUUAGUAAACACAGUGUCAGGUGGUCUAAUGCCACUGUGACCAAUCUCACAUGGAGAUGACCUCAUCUGCAUCCUCUGGCUCUGGGGAGGGAGGUGUCCUCAUCUAUCAUGGGGAUAAGGUCAGGAGUCACCACCUCUAUGGUGUCACAAGCUCUAUGAAGGAUGAUACUGUAGGACCUCCAUCAUGUGAAUGUGAAUGUAUCUUAAUGCAUUCAAAUCUUUACAAGUCGCCGGAGGCAGAUUUAAGAGACGGGACGGUUGGGAGGGAAAGACAAAUGCAUAGAGGGAGAUUAAUGGACAAAUAAAUGGGGUGAUAAAGGUUGCCUGUCUGCUGGGUGAAUGUAAGGAGAGAGGGAGGGAUGGAGGAAGAUGAAUGGACUGAUGGACAGAUCAGUGAACACAGCAAACAAAGACAGAUGGGAAGGGAGGUGGCGCGUGAAGAGGAAGAGGAAUGCUGUAGUUGACAGCCCAAUGCAGUAUGAUGCUGGCCACAAUUAGACGGAUGAAUAGACAGGCAUUCAGACAAACCUGUGCUUGUGAGCUUGCUUCUUGCGUGUGUAUGUAUGUGUCUUUGCCUGUAUGUCUGUGAUUGUGUGUCCGUCUCCAGUAUUUAACGAAGUAUCUGAACCUUGAGUAAACUAGUCAUCUCUAAACAUUGUCUAUGCUGUGCUGUCUUCACAGUUAACAACGCUUUGCAGUUUGCCAGCAUCGUCCACUGGAUCAGCCUGGUCAUUCUAUCUGUGUUCUUCGCUGAGGUGAGCCCCUCUCCGUUCUCUCUCCCCCACAGUGGCAGUAGGCUCACUUACAGCUGAUGCAGCCGAGGGUUGAUUUAAUGCUAUAGUGUGCAGUAUGAGACAAAGGUGAGCUAGAGAGGUGCAGUGGUUUAUCCUGAUUACAACACCCUAUUAAAGCCUGCCCUUUCCCCCAUCAACACAUUAUCGACUUAUUAGGGUUUCGUGAGGUCCAGCAAAGUCCGAGCAAUAUUAUUUAUUUAUUUUAAAUAAUAAUAGAGAAAAAGCUAGGAAUAAAGAGGAGAGGAGUGCAGUAGAUUUCUGCAGCCGCUGCUGAGUCAGCUCUAGCUAGUGCAGGGUGCAGUGUGCAUCUCUAACUGUUUGGAUGAAAUCCGACCGCUGUGGUAGUGAACUGUAUUAAUAUAAUGUAAUUGAUGAAUUACCUGUGGAUAGACAAAAGAAAACUGAAUCACAACUGCAAUUCACUUUUACUGAGACAUUAAGACUUUUAGGGGGAUGUUUACAACUAAAGGAAAUAUGAAUUAUAUCGCUAUGGUUCUCUCCCCCACUCUAUCCAUCUCCCUUUUUUCCCUACCUCUCCCUCCCUCCCCCUCUCUCUUUCCCUCCCUCUCUCUCAGACGGUGUUCAGGAUUGUGGUGGUGGGGAUCUGGGAUUACAUCGAGAACAAAGUGGAGGUAAGCUCCCUGGAGGGCCAUUAGUCCUGAGGUGGGUUUGUUCCACUGCAAUGUCAUUCUCCCAAUGUCAGACCUCAGCCUGUGUGUGUGUGUGUGUGUGUGUGUGUGUGUGUGUGUGUGUGUGUGUGUGUGUGUGUGUGUGUGUGUGUGUGUGUGUGUGUGUGUGUGUGUGUGUGUGUGUGUGUGUGUGUGUGUAGGUGUUUGAUGGUGCAGUCAUAGUGCUGUCCCUGGCCCCCAUGGUAGCCUCAACGGUGGCCAACGGCCCCAGCAGCCCCUGGGACGCCAUUGGCCUCAUCAUCACCCUGCGCAUCUGGAGGGUCAAGAGGAUAAUCGAUGGUGAGGCUGGGAGGGCCACAGGGUAGAGGGGGUGGAGGGGGUGCAGUCUUCUCUGUAUCAUGUCCUUUACUGUCAGGUUGCACAGACGCAGCAAUAAUAUUUCUGCAGCUCCACCCCUAUGGAUGACGUCAUUAUUCCGACUUGCUUUUUACUGAGCUUUACAGAGCAAUUUUUUGCCAUGCAUAUUACGAACUGCAAUCAAUACUUGCUCUACAACACAAUGACAAAUACAUACAGUUGAAGUCGGAAGUUUACAUACACUUACGUUUUUCAACCACUCCACAAAUUUCUUGUUAACAAACUAUAGUUUUGGCAAGUCGGUUAGGACAUCUACUUUGUGCAUGACACAAGUAAUUUUUCCAACAAUUGUUUACAGACAGAUUAUUUCACUUAUAAUUCACUGUAUCACAAUUCCAGUGGGUCAGAAGUUUACAUACACUAAGUUGACUGUGCCUUUAAACAGCUUGGAAAAUUCCAGAAAAUGAUGUCAUGGCUUUAGAAGCUUCUGAUAGGCUAAUUGACAUCAUUUGAGUCAAUUGGAGGUGUACCUGUGGAUGUAUUUCAAGGCCUACCUUCAAACUCAGAGCCUCUUUGCUUGGCAUCAUGGGAAAAUCAAAAGAAAUCAGGCCUCAGAAAACAAUUGUAGACCUCCACAAGUCUGGUUCAUCCUUGGGAGCAAUUUCCGAACGCAUAAAGGUACUACGUUCAUCUGUACAAACAAUAGUAUGCAAGUAUAAACACCAUUGGACCACGCAGCCGUCAUACCGCUCAGGAGAUGUCUCCUAGAGAUGAACGUACUUUGGUGCGAAAAGUGCAAAUCAAGCCACAUCCCGCCACACCCACCAAAUGGAACAAAAACGUAGGCUACCUCAAAAGUCUGUUCAAGUCAAAUCAAAUUUAAUUGGUCACAUGCUUCAUAAACAACAGGUGUAGACUAACAUAUCCCCGGACCCCACUAGAAGGGUGUUGACCCCGGAACCCAUUGACCCUGAACCCCCCCCCCCACACCCAAUAUGCAACACAACGUUAUGGCUUUGUGGCCUACUACUUUAUAAAAUAAAGUUCUGUCAGUGUGAAUUCGUUUACCCUUACAUAGCAGUCUCUUUAAUAGAGACUUACAUAGCAGUCUGUCCUGUGUUCUGUCCCAGCCUACGUGCUGCAGGUGAAGGUGGAGAUGGAGAUGGAGAUCCAGCAGUAUGAGAAAGCCAAGGCUGUCAGGGAGGAGCAGCUGGAGAGACUCACCCAGAUCUGCCAGGAGCAGGCAGUAUGUUCACACACCUCCUACCUACUGACCCUGCCUGUCAUACACAUCUCUAACCAGCAGAGUGCAGCAACAUGCAAAGAAUGAAUAUAUGUUCACUUCCAAUACAUUAUGUAUAGAUUUGAGAUAACAAAACACAUUCAAAUUCAAAAAUGUAUGUGCGGAAUAACCAAACCUUUAAUAUGACAAACACUGAGUUGAACACAUAAAUACAUUACAUAUCCCUAGUAGGAGAUAGUAUCAGGUUCUGUAUUCAGUCAAUGUGUCACAACAUUCCUGUUAUUCCCAUCCCGGGGUUUACAUUCAGAAAAAGGAUCCAGUCACAUUUGUACACAUAUGUAAUAUAGCAUAGCUUGACUGUCAUUGUACAGCACUGCUGGGUCAUGUUGACCGAAGACGGAAAAUGUUAUGUUCUAACCAUGACUAGAGGGAUAUAUAUUAUACAGUGCAUUCGGAAAGUAUUCAGACCCCUUGACUUUUUCCACAUUUUGUUACAUUACAGCCUUAUUCUAAAAUAGGUUAACCUCUUAAGGAUCGGACCCUUUUUUUAAAAAAUUCGCCUAAAAUGACAUACGCAAAUCUAACUGCCUGUAGCUCAGGACCUGAAGUAUGGAUAUGCAUAUUCUUGAUACCAUUGGAAAGGAAACACUUUGAAGUUUGUGGAAAUGUGAAAUUAUUGUAGGAGAAUAUAACACAUUAGAUAUGGUAAAAGAUAAUACAAACCAAAAAAUAUGUGUUUUCUAUUUAUUUUUUUGUUACAUCAUCUUUGAAAUGCAAGCGUGGUCCUCUGUAGCUCAAUUGGUAGAGCAUGGCGCUUGUAACGCCAGGGUAGUGGGUUCGAUCCCCGGGACCACCCAUACGUAAAAAUGUAUGCACACAUGACUGUAAGUCGCUUUGGAUAAAAGUGUCUGCUAAAUGGCAAAAAAAAAGAAGGAAAAAAAAGAGAAAGGCCACAAUAUAAUAUUGCAGUUUAGGUGCAAUUUAGAAGUGUGUGCGCAAAGUUUCAUAUUGAUCCAGUGAAGCAUUGCAAUACUGGACUAUUUUGUAUAAAGUCUGCCCAAAUGUGUCGAAUUGGUCAAUUGAUACAUUUUCAAGUACAUAACUAUAGAGAACAUACAAAAAUUAUAUGGUAAUACAAAAUGUAAGUUUACACACUCCCAGGAAUGUCAUACAUGAUGGAUCAUUAGCUUAUACACUAACUUUCACACAUCUAGAUGGCCGGGCGAGGUGAGUGUGGAGCCAGAGACAGCAGGGGUUCAAACUGUAGAACCCAGCUCCUACAUUUGAAUAUAAAAAUGGAUUUUAUCAAACAAAACUAUGCUACAUUUGAUCUCUGGAACCCUUAGGAUGACAAAUCAGAACAAGAUUACUGAAUGUGAGUACAUUAUUUACCUUCAGAGGUGAAUGUAUCAAACCAGUUGCCGUGGUACGUUUUUUGUUGUUGUGCACUCUCCUCAAACAAUAGCAUUGUAUUUUUUCACUGUAAUGGCUACUGUAAAUUGGACAGUGCAGAUAGAUUAACAAGAAUUUAAGCUUUCUGCCCAUAUAACAGUCAUGCUUACAACAGUCAUGCUAAUCACAUUAGCGCACGUUAGCUCAACCGUCCCGUAUACGGGACACCGUUCCCGUAGAGGUUAAAUCUUUUUUUUCCCCUCAUCAAUCUACACACAAUACCCCAUAAUCACAAAGCAAAAACAGGUUUUUAGACAUUUUUGCAAAAAUAAAUGAAAUAAAAACGGAAAUAUCACAUUUACAUAAGUAUUCAUACCCUUUACUCAGUACUUUGUUGAAGCAUCUUUGGCAGCAAUUACAGCCUCAAGUAUUCUUGGGUAUGACGCUACAAGCUUGGCACACCUGUAUUUGGGGAGUUUCUCCCAUUGUUCUCUACAUAUCCUCUCAAGCUCUGUCAGGUUGGAUGGGUCGAUCAGGUUCAAGUCUGGGCUCUGGCUGGGCCACUCAAGGACAUUCAGAUACUUGUCCCGAAGCCACUCCUGCUUUGUCUUGGCUGUGUGCUUAGGGUCGUUGUACUGUUGGAAGGUCAACCUUCGCCCCAGUCUGAGGUCCUGAGCGCUCUGGAGCAGGUUUUCAUCAAGGAUCUCUCUGUACUUUGCUCCGUUAAUCUUUCCCUCGAUCCUGACUAGUCUCCCUGAAAAACAUCCCCACAGCAUGAUGCUGCCACCACCAUGCUUAGCCUUAGGGAUGGUGCUAGGUUUCCUCCAGACGUGACGCUUGGCAUUCAGUCCAAAGAGUUCAAUCUUGGUUUCAUCAGACCAGAGAAUCUUGUUUCUCAUGGUCUGAGAGUCCUUUUGGUGCCUUUUGGCAAACUCCAAGCGGGCUGUCAUGUGCCUUUUACUGAAGAGUGGCUUCUGUCUUGCCACUCUAUCAUAAAGGCCUGAUUGGUGGAGCUCUGUCAGAGUGACCAUCGGGUUCUUGGUCACCUCCCUGACCAAGGCCCUUCUCCCCCGAUUGCUCAGUUUGGCCAGGCAGUCAGCUCUAGGAAGAGCCUUGCUGGUUCCAAACUUCUUCCCUUUAAGAAUAAUGGAUGCCACAGGCUUCAUGAGGACCUUAAAUGCUGCAGAAAUGUUUUGGUACCCUUCCCCAGAUCUGUGCCUCGACACAAUCCUGUCUCGGUCUCGGAACUCUCCGGGCUAUUGCUUUGACCUCAUGACUUGGUUUUUGCUCUGACAUGCACUGCCAACUGUGGGACCUUAUAUAGACAGGUGUUUGCCUUUACAAAUCAUGUCCAAUCAAUUGAAUUUACCACAGGUGGACUCCAAUCAAGUUGUAGAAACAUCUCAAGGAUGAUCAAUGGAAACAGGAUGCACCUGAGCUCAAUUUCGAGCAAAUGGUCUGAAUACUUUUUUUUGAUACAUUUGCAAAAAAAUCUAAAAAUCUGUUUUCGCUUUGUCAUUAUGGGGUAUUGUGUGUAGAUUGAUGAGGAUUUCUAUUUAUUUAAUCCAUUUUAGAAUAAGGCUGUAACAUAACAAAAUGGAAAAAGUCAAGUGGUCUGAAUACUUUCCGAAUGCACUCUAUAUGUAAUAUAUGUGUUCAAAGAUCUGUGUGACACAACCCAGGGUUUCUCAAUAAAGGCAACACACUUAAGUAAGAUACCAGUUGUGUAGCUAGUUGAUUAUGUACAGUGGGUGGCCUUUAGCAAAGUGGAUGGAUAUGAGAACCAGUGCUCUUAAAGGGCAUUCAGGUGUUUCUGUGUAAGGAUAACACAUGUACUGUAUGCAUCUCUCCCUCCCUCUCUCUCUCAGUUUGAGAUCAGGCAGCUGCGGGCCCACCUGGCUCAGCAGGAUUUGGACCUGGUAGCAGAGCGAGAGGCUGCCAUGCAGAUCCACCAUGUGUGGGGCAAGCAGUGCAGUCUCUUUCAAGAGGUGGAUGGCCUAGCCCCUAGGGGCCCCGAGCAGCGCAGUCAGGCUAAAGCCAGGGAGGCAGCGGCCCCUGGAGGUACCACACCCUGAUCCUAUACCCACACCACUUACUGUAGUAUUACUUCAGAGCACAGCAGAUUGCCUCCUCGAGAUAGAACCCUAUGAUACUGUUUUAUCUCUAUGGAUUGCCUGCUGGCUGUGGGUUCUAACCAAAGAGGGUCUCUCUUGAAGCCAGGGGAAUAGAGAGAUGUUCUUGCCAUUUCAGAUCAGAUUUGUCAGGCAAAGUGGUUGAAUAAACAGAGUGCUCUGUGCUUUGGGUCAUGUAGUUGUUAAAGAGUGGACAGUUCGGUUGAAAAUAUGUGCUCAAUUCACCUGGAACCACCCCCAAAAAACAUCUAACAAACCACAUCAUAUUCCAGGGAGGAUAGAAUAGUAGAGUACUGUACAAGGAAAAGACUUGGAAAUUCCCCUAGAACAACAGCCUGAUAGAGGCCUAGCAGUGUGGGACCUCUGAUGAUUCUGAGAACUCAGUGCUAUGGGAGUGCUGUUUGAAUGAGGACAAUAUCCUCUGUGUAAAUAUACCUGUAAAAAACACACCAAGAGAUUGGUUUAAUAUGAUGAGACACUAUUGUAUGAUGACUAUGGCAUCUAACUUAGGCCGGAAUUCAAUCCGAUCGCAGGUUAAAGGCAUUGCGGCUUUUAAAGGCAAUUUCCGAUUGACAUAUGCAGCAUAAAUGGGAUCUCCGUGAAUGUGGGAACAUUGCCUUUAAAAGCCGCUAUAACCCGCGAUCGGAUUGAAUCCCGGCCUUAGACUUAGAGAUAAUGAGGAGAACAUCUGUCUUAUACUGUAAACCUACUGUUUGUUUUCCAUGUAUCAGGAGACAGAGGGCAGGGUGACUGGCAUGCUGGCAUGGGGGUAGUGAACUAUUGUCAAAACGUGCUUCUUUCAAAUUCUGAACAAACACUCCAAUGAAUACAGGAGCCAUAAACCUUUCAAAGGGAGAUAGAUCACAAGUUACAGGAGGUAGAGGAACAAAGACUGUCAGUACUGUAUUCUCAGAGCUCAAAACACAGAGCCCAUUCCUUAAGUAAGGACAUAAAUCACCAUGCUUCUCUCUCUGCUAUAUAUCUGAGGUUUCACAGCGAGGCCGUGUGUCAGACUACAGCAUUUUAAGUGCUCAUGUGUUAUUAAUCGCAGAGUGAUUGUCUCUGCCGCCGCGUUUUAGGCCAAGCAUUGCCUGUCCUCUUGGGACAGUCUUAAAAUGAAUAUUUGAAUUAGAAUCAAAUGUAAUCCAUUUAUCUAUCUAGAGGGAGCAGGGGAGGUAAACUGUGACAGGUCAGGGAAGCCAGCCACAGGCCCUGCUACCCACCACCGCUCACCUCUUCUCUGGUAAUUCAGGUAUAAUGAGCAUUAUAAACCGGGUAGUUUGGGUCCUGGAUGUUGAUUGACUGAAAGCCAUAGUAUAUCAGACAAUAUACCACGGGUAUGACGCAAAAUUACUUGUUUACUGUUCUAAUUAUGUUGAUAACCAGUUUAUAAUAGCAAUAAGGCACAUCAGGGGGUUGUGCUAUAUGGCCAAUAUACCACGGCUACCCAGGCACUACGCGUUGAGCCGUACAUAAGAACAGCCCUUAGCCGUGGUAUGUUAGACAUAUACUGCACCUUCUCGGGCCUUAUUGCUUCAUUCUACCACAGUCUGACCGCGUUCUAUGUAUGGUGUCUAAAUCCUUCACAACCACUGCUAUAACCUACAAUAGGUAGGUCACUAAAAAUCUGCAGCUCAUAACUGAACUACAGUACAGCAGCAUGCUUUUAUGUUUGGGGGUUACGGUUCAUCAUUCUGGUCAGAAAUAUCUGACUGAUGCAUUCUGGGAAACCUUUACACAACAAACAUAGGAAUAGAUAAGGUUACCAAACAUCCAACUCAUUUAAUUGUUUUUGAGAGAGAGCACGUAUUUUGUUUCUUAUUUCUUUCAGAUCAUGUUGUUCAAGAUGACAUGAACAACUACAUCAGCCAGUACUACAGUGAGGCAAGCAGUGGUAAGAAUAAACAAGUCCCCACUCUCAGACACAUUUGUUUCUGUCCUUUAUUUCACAGUCAGUCAGCAGUAUCGUGAUGAGUCCAAAAUGUUUUCUUGUAGAUGUUGGGAUCCCAGAUCGAGCUCGUGUCUUCACUACUGCAGCCAUAGACGUGCAUCUUCCCAACAACCCCAGCCAGCUGCCCUCGUCUCUGGUGAGUGCAGACGCAGUGUCCAGCCGUCUGCAGCAGACAGGCGGCUCUGUGAGCGAGGCCUCCAACACCACCAUGUCCCGCUCCCGCUCCAGCGCCCGCCAGCACAGCAUCAGCAGCCACACCCUGGGCUCCACCACUGACUGCAGCUCCACCGUCCGCGAGGCUUCCACCUCCACAGACUCCUACAGCGGCCAGCGCUGUUACCCCCCGCCGUACUGCAGCCCCCUGGCCCUGGGCGUGGGCACACAGCCUGGCCCCAGAGGACACCCCAGCGCCGUGGUGCAGGAGCUGCUCUCCUCGCUGUCUGAGGACUCCUGUCUGGGACAGAAGGGCCUGGACCCUGUCAACCUCAAACUGCCCAGUCCUGCUGGCUCCACCAAGACUAGCCCUGAGCUGGAGCACAGGCUCAACAUCUACAACAAGAGGAACCAGGAGAGCCGGGGAGGCUUCCACACCAAGCCCCUCAUCCACCUGCAGGCCAGCGAGCCCUUCAUGGAGAAGUACAAGCUGUCUCAGGGAGAUGCCCCCGUCAACUGUCUGCCUGAGACAUAG